AUGGUCAAUAUUUCUAUUAACGGUUUCGGUAGAAUCGGUAGAUUAGUCUUAAGAAUUGCUUUGGCUAGAAAGAACAUCACUGUUGUCGCUGUCAACGAUCCUUUCAUCUCUGUUGAAUAUGCUGCUUACAUGUUCAAGUACGACUCCACCCACGGUAGAUACGCCGGUGAAGUUACCCACGAUGACAAACACAUCAUCGUUGAUGGUCACAAGAUCGCUGUCUUCCAAGAGAGAGACCCAGCUGCUUUGCCAUGGGGUAAGGAAAAGAUCGACAUUGCUGUCGACUCCACUGGUGUUUUCAAGGAAUUGGACACUGCUCAAAAGCACAUUGACGCUGGUGCCAAGAAGGUUGUUAUCACUGCUCCAUCUUCCACUGCUCCAAUGUUCGUUAUUGGUGUCAACUCUGAUGCUUACAACGGUGAAAAGAUCGUUUCCAACGCUUCUUGUACCACCAACUGUUUGGCUCCAUUGGCUAAGGUCAUCAACGAUGCUUUCGGUAUCAAGGAAGGUUUGAUGACCACUGUCCACUCUUUGACUGCUACUCAAAAGACUGUUGACGGUCCAUCCCACAAGGACUGGAGAGGUGGUAGAACCGCUUCCGGUAACAUUAUCCCAUCCUCCACCGGUGCUGCUAAGGCUGUCGGUAAGGUCUUGCCAGUUUUGCAAGGUAAAUUGACCGGUAUGGCUUUCAGAGUCCCAACCGUCGAUGUCUCCGUUGUUGACUUGACUGUUAACUUGGAAAAGGGUACCACUUACGAUGAAAUCAAGAAGGUUGUCAAGGCUGCUUCUGAAGGUCCAUUGAAGGGAGUUUUGGGUUACACUGAAGACUCUGUUGUCUCUUCCGAUUUCUUGGGUGACACUCACUCUUCCAUCUUCGAUGCUACCGCUGGUAUUCAAUUGACCCCAACUUUCGUCAAAUUGGUUUCCUGGUACGAUAACGAAUACGGUUACUCCACCAGAGUUGUCGACUUGAUCGAACACGUCGCUUAA
Messenger RNA from Zygotorulaspora mrakii, 990 nucleotides. It is a transcript of the gene TDH2, whose product is annotated as glyceraldehyde-3-phosphate dehydrogenase (phosphorylating) TDH2. The coding region runs from base 1 to 990 and encodes 329 amino acids. The record is from RefSeq and is a predicted model, not a curated record. The transcript has a single exon. Gene Ontology annotation, biological process: glucose metabolic process. Gene Ontology annotation, molecular function: NADP binding; oxidoreductase activity, acting on the aldehyde or oxo group of donors, NAD or NADP as acceptor; NAD binding. NCBI's taxonomy places the organism in Eukaryota, Fungi, Ascomycota, Saccharomycetes, Saccharomycetales, Saccharomycetaceae.